This is a messenger RNA of Fusarium poae, 1092 nucleotides long. RefSeq lists its product as uncharacterized. Bases 1 to 1092 code for a protein of 363 amino acids. Gene Ontology annotation, molecular function: tyrosine-tRNA ligase activity; ATP binding. The transcript has a single exon. NCBI's taxonomy places the organism in Eukaryota, Fungi, Ascomycota, Sordariomycetes, Hypocreales, Nectriaceae. The record is from RefSeq and is a predicted model, not a curated record. Gene Ontology annotation, biological process: tyrosyl-tRNA aminoacylation.
AUGACGCCCGAAGAAUCGCUCGAUCUGAUCAAAGCCAAUUUGGCUGAGAUCCUCAACCCCGAGAUUAUCGACGAUGUCGUCCUCAAUCAGAACCGACCACUAGAGAUCUAUUGGGGCACUGCGACCACCGGAAAACCACACUGCGGUUACUUUGUACCCAUGGUCAAGAUCGCAGAGCUUCUUGAGGCGGGAUGCAGGGUCAAGAUACUCAUCGCUGACAUCCAUGGAUAUCUCGACAGCUCCAGCUCCAAUGUGCCAUUCGAGCUCAUCGCUCCCCGGUGUGACUACUAUCAAUUUGUGAUCAAAAGCCUCCUACGAACCAUUGGCGUCAGCUUCGACCAACUCGAAUUCGUUAUAGGCAGUUCCUUCCAAUGGGAUAAAGAAUAUAACAUGGACUGCCGAAAGCUGGAGACUAUCACAAAGCUCUCAGCUGCGCGCAAAGCAGGUGCCGAGGUGGUCAAACAAGGCGAUGAUCCUACCCUCAGUGGCUUGACCUACCCAAUCAUGCAGGCUCUGGACGAGGAGUACCUUCAUGUUGACGCAGAGCUCGGUGGUGUUGACCAGAGAAAGAUCUUCACCUUUGCCCUGGAGAAUCUACCCAAGGUCGGAUACAAGAAGCGGGCACAUCUCAUGAAUACCUUAGUCCCAGGUCUUGGACAAGCACAAAAGAUGAGCUCAAGCGAUCCAAGCUCCAAGAUUGGGCUGUUGGACUCCCCUGAAGAAGUGGCCAAGAAGCUCAAAAAAGCCGUGUGUGUCCCUAGAGAGGUGGAGGGAAACGGCGUAGUCGCUUUUAUCGAGCAUGUGAUCUUUCGAAUUCUUGCACUCAAAGGUGCCGUCGAAUUCGUCGUGGAGCAGGGACAUGGGGAGUCUCUUGUCUACCAAGACAUCGCCAAGCUUAAGCAAGACUACCAGCAAGACAUUCUGACACCUCAGACGAUCAAGCCAGCACUGAUUCGGACUCUUAAUGUGUUGUUAAAACCAAUUCGGGAGGAAUUUGAGAAGUCAGAAGAAUGGAAACUGGCCGAUAAGUCAGGAUACCCACGGGUAGCGAAAGCAGUGAAGAGAAGGAUGGCGAAGAAGGACAAGAUGUAG